GACAUACAUAUGUAUGUACAUAACUACAUAUUUGUGAGGCGCGUGCAAACUUUACUACUAUGUAUAGUAUAGUUUACCAUGCUUAGAAUUUUUUAUUGGUGUGUUGCUACAUCCUUCCGUGGCUUUGAAAACACAAGUUGUUGCGUUGGUCAGGCCAUGUUAUUGACCCCAGAACUUACAAAGAUUUUAUGUGAAUUUGAUAACGAAUGAUAUUUAGAAUUGGCGCCAAUAUGCGAAGCUAGACUUCGAUAAUUGCCUUAUAAAUAUAUAAGAAUAUAUAUGUGGAAAGUGCUAAAUGUAUUAUAUUUUGAAUUAGCUAACCCAUAUUGAUAAUUUUUGCAUAAUAUACAUAUUUUCUAAAAGAGGAAGUUUGACUAAGUGAUUGUUUUAGCUGACUUUAUACAACAUUUAUCGGUCAAUGCGUGGACAGUUUCAUGAAAGUAUGUGAAAAUACUUUUUAAAACAUCAAGUGAUACAGUUUUGAAUCUUGUAGAAUACAUCGAAUACAUAUAUACAAUACAUAUGGUACAUAUAUGCAACGGGCUAUCCAUGUCGAGGUUCCCUACUUUUUAAAGAACAUAGAAACUUCCACCGAACCACAAAUCACACCAAACCGUUGUGAACGUUCUUCAGGUGUAAGAGUUUCCAUUAUGAAAUGGCAAACAAUACUGAACAAAAAUAACAUGAGAGCGUGACACGAAAAAGUAUGAAUUUUGUCUCUCUUUCUAUAGAAUACGGCUUUAAACCAAAUAUGUAUGCUGUAACGAAAUGAAAUUAUUACUCGAUAAUUAACGGCGUAAAGUCCGGAAACAUUAAAUUUACCACAUACAUCACAAUAUCACAGUUCGUCAUGAACUUUGGUCAAAUGGUUUUCAGAGUACCAGUUUUAAUCAUAAUGUAUUUUAUGAUAUUUCAAAUACAAUUGAUUCGCGCUCAGCCUAGCCAACUGAAACGAUUGUCCAUUUUACCGUUCACCGGAAUAUUUGCUAGUCUACCGGAAGCAACAAAGCAAAUUUCACUAAAAGCUUUCAACCAAAAUGCAAGCACAAAAGUCAAAGCACCAAAAAGCUUUCCACAUUGUACGAAAAGCCAGCAUUUAUCAAAUCCAUGGAAAAGCUCCGAGCUGCAUCGGAAUUCUGGCACAGUGGUUGCUCAACAGCGCAAACGUCGCAGUGUAUUUCACAUCCGUUGGAACCCUAAUGAAAAAUAUGUGGUAGAGAGUCGUGAGAAACCAGCAAUAAACUCUUCAAAACUUUCGCCACAUCCACGCCUUAAGCUAUCAAAAAAUACUAAGCUUACAUUUAAUCCGAAAUUAUUUAUGUGCCAAGAUAAACAUUUGGAGAAAUGCCAGAAUAAAACUGCGAAUUUCCGUCAACACAUAAUUCACAUUUUUGAAAGAUCACUAAUUGACCUAAAAAAUGAGCCCAAUUUCUACAACGUACACUACACACCUGUAUUUGCAAGUAGUUUCGAAGAACAGUACUAUCCAUCAUCUUGCCUACUCAUGGAUGCUGGGGUUAAAAUAUUACGUCGAAGAGACCCUCCUUUUCACAACUUGGAAAUCGGAAAGCUAUUCCCUAAACAAAAAUUAUUUCGAAAAAUAAAUGACAUUAAAACAUGCGCAAUUGUAUCGAGUGCUGGAUCGCUUUCCGGUGCAAAAUUAGGAAGAUUUAUCGAUUCCCAUGAUAUAGUGAUGCGAUUUAAUGAUGCCCCCACUAUUGGAUAUGAAAUAGACGUUGGUAGCAAAACUACAAUUCGAGUAUUAAACUCUCAGGUCGUUACUAAGCCUCAAUUCAAUUUUACACACGCAUCUAUAUUUCAAAAUGUUACAAUUGCUGCCUGGGAUCCGGGAAAGUAUAACACCUCAUUAAGUGAAUGGAGUAGAACUGCAGACUAUGACUUAUUUACCAACUACAAGAUAUAUCGACACAGCUAUCCAAAGUCGAGAGCAUUUCUUAUUGACCCUCAUUCGGUAUGGCGUCUUUGGCAAAGUUUACAAACUUUUGUUGGAAGUCGCCCCAUUCGUAGAAAUCCACCAAGCUCAGGCUUCAUAGGACUGGCUUUGUUAUUGCCUUAUUGUCCACACAUAGAUUUUAUUGAAUAUGUACCUUCAACUCGUCUAAAUGGUCGAUGUCACUACUAUAGUAAAGAGAUGAAUUCGGCUUGUACUUUCGGUGCAUGGCAUCCAUUGGCUGCUGAAAAGUUGAUGGCUCUCGAUAUGAAUUUAGCAGAUGAUAUAUCCGUUUACCAACAUGGAAUUUUACGCAUUCGCCGACCAGACAAAUUACUUUGCGGAUUUAAUUUUUUGGGAUAUUAAAACAAGGGUCAAUUUAACCAACAAUAAAUUGUUCGAAAUUUUAACAGAAUAGAUUAAAAUGUGUGUACUUUCAACAAUUGCAACAGACCGUCGGGUAUAGAACGGAAGCACUGAAUGAAUAUAGCGUGAGUUUCUUUGGCUUUUCGGAAAAAGAAAAUAACAGAAGCUAACACCAAUUAUAACUUCGUUUGAAUAUUCCUAGUUCAUAUUAGUACUCUAAUUCAGAAACAGUUAUUCAUUAUAUUUCAUUAUUAUAAAAUAAACUAAAGUUAAAUGAA
Bactrocera dorsalis (oriental fruit fly) is the source of this 2595-nucleotide messenger RNA. RefSeq names its product beta-galactoside alpha-2,6-sialyltransferase 1 (gene SiaT). The transcript is spliced from 7 exons. The coding region runs from base 851 to 2317 and encodes 488 amino acids. The record is from RefSeq and is a predicted model, not a curated record. Lineage: Eukaryota; Metazoa; Arthropoda; Insecta; Diptera; Tephritidae. Gene Ontology annotation, molecular function: sialyltransferase activity.